AUGGAUUCUCGCAAGGACGAGGAGGCCACCAUUAAGGUCGCCUCGAUCAAAAAAUCCGUCACUCCUUCACGACCCCAGGUGUUCGGCAAGAUCAAACUCAAAAAAGCCCCGCCGAAACAGGCCAAGCCUGGAAACUGGAAAGAGGCCAAUAUCAUUGAAGAGGACAAGAAAAAAUCAAAAGACAAUGCGAUCACUGCCGCCUCCCCCAGCCCCGUCACCAUUCAACUCGACGAUGCCUCUCGCGAGAACUUCCAAACCGGCCGCCCGCUCGAAGACCAGCUCGACAUGUUCCAAUGCAAGCACUGCAAGAAGGUCAUUACCCGAUCUGCGGGCGGGGAACACGUCGCCCGGUGCUUGAAAAUCAAGAAGGAAAAGGCGCAGCGGAAAAAAGAGGCUCGCGAGGCCCGCGAGCGGAUGAAGGAGGCUGUGAGGGAGCAGGAGCGCAAAGCGGAGGGCGACGGUGCCGGGCGAGGUGACGACGAUAGCGACGACGAUGACGAGAUCAAGGACGGAAAUGCCGGCAAGACCACCGGCAAGGCGAAAAAGACGAACGUCGCCGGCAAGAAAAGGAAGGCCGAGGGCGAGCUCGACAAGGGAAAGGCCAAGAAGAAGAAGGAUGAACCCAAGCCGAAGGCUGCAAAACCAAAGGGCCCCGUCGAUGUGGAGAGGCAGUGCGGUGUGCUGCUGCCGAAUGGCCAGCCCUGUGCCCGAUCUCUGACAUGCAAAAGCCACAGCAUGAGCGCGAAAAGGGCCGUGCCGGGCCGGUCACUACCAUACGACAUGCUUUUGGCUGCGUACCAAAAGAAGAAUCAGGCCAAGCAACAGAAGGCUGCUAUCGAUGCGAACGCGCCUUUGGAGGACGAAGACGAAGCCAACCAGGCAGCGGUCGACAGCGACGAGGAGACGGCUGCUGUGAUGAGUGCCUUGGCCAACUGGAACCCACAGCCCGUCGUCCCACAGCCCGUGUUUGCGCCCACCAAGCGUCAGUACCAGCUCGCCCGCCUGCACGAACAACUGCAUACUGCAACGAACGGCGGCCGCGUCAACAUUUUUCAGGUCGUUGGCUACGGCGCCCAGCGACUUCCCGAGGGACAUCCGGGCCUGCUCGAAAACGAGGACGCGCCAGGCGAACCGGAUCCGGCGGCCAUGGGCGGGGACUUUUCGCGGCGAUCCUCUCUCCCCAACAUACAUGCCACGCAGGCUAUGGGGACUUGGGCCGCGAUGAAUGUUGAGAGGCAGAGGCAGCUGCAGCAGAACCAGCCGGAGAAAAAAGUUGCUAGGUACCAGCAAUUGCUGGCGCAGCAACAGCAGCAGCAAGCUCAACGUCAGAAUGCUCAACAACAGCAUGCUCAACAGCAAACCCAGUUCCAGUGGGUUCCCGUAUCGGCCCAAGCUACGAGCCGGGGACGAAGUUACAGCAGAGGGCAUCGGGCCUACCAGCAGGCGCAGGCCCGGGCCUUUUCUCAAGGAUACAUGGGGCAGACGCAGGGGCAGGCGCAACACCAAAUUGCGGCCGUGAGACGGGAGGCUCAUGCCCAACGUCGUGCGCAGAUCCGAGCUCACGCUCAGCACUUGGCGGCAACCCAGGCUCCGAACCCACUGGCUAAAUGCCCGACCGAGUCGAUUACCGCUGCCAUGGCAGCCGCCGUCGCGAUUGCCGGUCCUCAUAACCUCAGGCCCCUCAUACCCUCGCCACAGUUGUCGGCCGCUACGGCGUCUGCAUCAUUCUCUGCGGCUGCGGCUGCAUCUACAUCUGCGUCUGCACAUGCGUCUACGUCUGCGUCUGCGUCCACCGCCGCCGGUAGACCACAGCCCCAAGUGCAGGGACAUGUGCAGCCGCAGGCUCAUGCGCAGGCGCAGGAGCAGGCUCAGGGUGGCAUCAAGCAAGAGACUGGGCAAUAG
Messenger RNA from Chaetomium globosum CBS 148.51, 1902 nucleotides. RefSeq lists its product as uncharacterized. Bases 1 to 1902 code for a protein of 633 amino acids. The transcript is spliced from 4 exons. Lineage: Eukaryota; Fungi; Ascomycota; Sordariomycetes; Sordariales; Chaetomiaceae. Gene Ontology annotation, cellular component: SAGA complex. Gene Ontology annotation, biological process: regulatory ncRNA-mediated heterochromatin formation; RITS complex assembly; regulation of transcription by RNA polymerase II. The record is from RefSeq and is a predicted model, not a curated record.